Molecule: messenger RNA, 2809 nt
Organism: Anoplopoma fimbria (sablefish)
Lineage: Eukaryota; Metazoa; Chordata; Actinopteri; Perciformes; Anoplopomatidae
Gene: sec22bb
Product: SEC22 homolog B, vesicle trafficking protein b
Exons: 5
Coding region: 133-780 (215 amino acids)
Biological process (GO): vesicle fusion with Golgi apparatus; endoplasmic reticulum to Golgi vesicle-mediated transport; retrograde vesicle-mediated transport, Golgi to endoplasmic reticulum
Cellular component (GO): SNARE complex; endoplasmic reticulum-Golgi intermediate compartment; endoplasmic reticulum membrane
Molecular function (GO): SNAP receptor activity
Source: RefSeq, a predicted model, not a curated record
GCUCUCACGUUUCCGGCCAGCUCAGCGCGUCAGCCCUGCGGUGUUGUCAGUGAGUCCGCCUGUCAGACUCCGGUACCCAGUCACCUGUAACGUGUAUCGGCCUGCGGAGAACCAGCCGGACAUCGCGGAGAGAUGGUGCUGCUGACGAUGAUCGCUCGGCUGGCUGACGGUCUCCCGUUAGCCGCCUCGAUGCAGGAGGACGAGCAGUUGGGUCGAGACCUUCAGCAGUAUCAGAGUCAAGCUAAGCAGCUCUUCAGGAAACUCAAUGAGCAGAGUCCCACCCGCUGCACCUUAGAGGCUGGCUCCAUGGCAUUUCACUAUUUCAUAGAGAAGGGAGUUUGCUAUCUUGUGCUGUGUGAAGCCAGCUUUGCUAAGAAGCUGGCCUUUGCUUACCUCGAGGACCUGCAGGCGGAGUUUCAUGAGCAGCAUGGAAAGAAGGUCCCCACUGUUUCCCGGCCCUACUCCUUCAUUGAGUUUGACACCUACAUCCAAAAAACCAAGAAGUCGUACAUUGACAGCCGAGCGAGAAGGAAUCUGGGCAGCAUCAACACGGAGCUCCAGGACGUACAGAGGAUCAUGGUGGCUAACAUCGAGGAGGUGCUGCAGAGAGGAGAGGCUCUCUCUGCUCUGGACUCCAAGGCCAGCAACUUGUCCAGCCUGUCAAAGAAGUACAGGAGCGACGCCAAGUAUCUGAAUACCCGCUCCACCUAUGCCAAGCUGGCAGCCGGUGGUGUGUUUUUCAUCAUGCUCAUUGUCUAUGUACGCUUCUGGUGGCUCUGAGCGAGAAAGGAGAGGAAGAGGAAAAGAGGUAUCGCAGUUGGAAAAAUGAGCUGCACAGAGUCUGCAGACACUAAAAAAACAGGAUACCUGCUCUUAAUGAGACUUUGCAGACAAACCACCGCCCAUUUUUGUUCUCACCUGUCCAUGGAUGUGGGAUCUGAAUAUACAUGAUCGCAUAAUAUUAUUAACCAUUAUUCAGCAAUGAGCUCAUAAUUGCCCUGGAGAUAAGUGGAAAUGAGUGAAUGUGUGUGUGUGGGAUGAUUGCUCCGUUUUUGUAGGUGAUGAAGAGAAAAACAAAUUUCCUGUUUUUGCGAGUUUCCAAAGCUGUACUGUACUGUAAUGGGACUGAUUUAAUCUUGCUUACUGUCUUAUGAUACAGAAAAACAGUCAAAAACAUAACUCUAUUUAUCCUGAGCACAUCAUAUGGGUAUCUGCAUUCAUUAGUAUUCUAAUCACAGUAGUGACGGCUUGACGGGCCUGGACAACAUACGCUAUGUACCACAGUCGCACGGAUUUUUGAAAAGAUGCCAUUUGUUCCUUUUGGUUUAAUCAGCUCAACAACAAAACAGGAAAAGAAAUUUAAGUAGACUGACCUUUUUUUUUUAUAUAUAUAUUGUAUGUCAGCCUUGAAAAAUGCUAUUCCACCCUUGUCCAAUUUAGCUUUUCUUUUCCCCAUAAGGGACUGUACUAAAACUAAUAGGUAGUCAGAAAAGUGGGAGGAGGAUGUAUUUUUUCUUAUUGCUGAAAGGAGGGUAGUCUGACAUUUUUUUUGGAGAGCAGAGGAGUUUCAUUUAAAGGCGCUUAAUUCAAAUUUCAGAGCAUUAAUAUUGCCGCAAACAACUAUUUGCAAGGUAAAGAUGUUGUGGAGUAAUGGCGUCCAGAGCAGGAAAAUGAAGUCACACUCCCUUUGUGUGUGUGUGUGUUGUAAUCCAAAACGUCUCUGUGCUUUGUUAACAUAGCCAGUCUGGCCACACGUGCAUGUUAGUGCAUGUGAGUCCCUGUGUGUGCCCCACGCCGCUGCUCCGCCCUCCGGUUAACGCCAAUAAUGCCGUUGUCACGUAAGCGUAGCGGCCACCCUCUGGCUCCCCCCCUCAGGUAAACACUGUUAGGUCUGACAGCACUGUUAGCUGCUCGCCGUCAGCUCCUCCGUCGCCAUGUUGAGACCCGACUAGAGGCCAUUCCUUAAUCAUUGAAGGGCUCUGAAUUUUAAAUUUAGCACCAUUUUAUAUUUCAGACUUUGAAUCAAAUAGUAACAAAAACAUUGUUUUAGUGUUCAUAGUGGGUCUUAAAGGGUCCCUUUAUCAUAUGCAGAGAACAACAAAAGGCCCUUUUUCACAGCAGCCAAUAUGACAUGGAAAUACACAGGUGUAAUUGACUGAAUUUGUUAUGGUCCUGUUCUUUUGAGUGUUUCGUAGCCACAGUGAGUCAGCAUGCACAUUAACAGGGCCCUGGCCGAUCUGAAUGGAACAGGACCAUAAUUAAUGUUCUGUAUUACCCCUGUGCUUACCCUGCUAUUACCCUUUAUUUUAUAUUUUCCCAUCACAGUCUAGCUUAAAGGAUAAAUUAUGAGAAACAAACAAUUAAUACUGAUUAAAUCAUUAUGUUACCUCCUUCACUUUAGCCUUCAUCACAACAAAAGUAAUGUGCCAUAAGUUGGCCAAUAUUAUUAUUAUUAUUAUUAUUAUUAUAUAAGUUUAGCCUAUUAUUUAGCAUGUCUUUAUUCAAAAAUAGAGGGUGGCCGGAAUAUUCAAUACCUUUUGUACAGUCCUAACCUGACCUCAGCAGAGUGUAUCCAUUCUCCUUUUACCCUCUCUUACACCGUGACUGUUUGGGCCAACUACUUUCUGUGACCAGUCAUACCAAAUAGAAAAAAUGUCUGAUUAAGGUUCUUCUUCAUUUUGUAUAAAGUGUCCACAUGUAGACUAAAUUUAAAAGUGAAUUCAGGCUGAGAGACACAGGUGCUCACGGCUCACAAAGGACACUUUUUCUUUUUCUGUUCUGUCUGCUAUCUAUGAAUAAAAUCAUUUGC